Messenger RNA from Equus caballus (horse), 4327 nucleotides. RefSeq names its product nuclear factor of activated T cells 2 interacting protein (gene NFATC2IP). Gene Ontology annotation, biological process: cytokine production; positive regulation of transcription by RNA polymerase II. Lineage: Eukaryota; Metazoa; Chordata; Mammalia; Perissodactyla; Equidae. Gene Ontology annotation, molecular function: protein binding. The record is from RefSeq and is a predicted model, not a curated record.
CAGGGCUGGCCCCUCAAGCCAAAUAAGUUUUGAACCCGAAUAGUUACCCCAUAUACUUCAGUAUGUGAGAAUCUCUUGUCAGCAGCAAGACCCCCCCAAAGUUAGGCUGUUGUUCUCCCCCAGGAACUGGGAAAUUGGCAGCUAUCUCCCUUGAUGUUUGCAUUUCAAAAAGAUGGCUACAAGGUCCCAGAGUUCCUGGGUUAUGAGACUGGCAAGAGGCAGAUUUAGCCAUUAUAAAGCUUUACACACAUUUGAAAAGGACCGCGAAAGACAGUCUGAAAGAAAGGAGAGCAGGGAGAAGUCACGUCCCUUAUUUUCAGCAGGGAGAAUUAAGCCUCUUGUUUUUCAUUUGUAUUUGCCCUUCCAGAUGUUGUUUGUGAGGCGUGUAGUGCUUAGGUGUAUGUUGUGUUGACAUUGUGGUGAAGUGUGUCUGUCGGGACGUCUGCUGUGAGGGGGGUAUGUAUGCUGUUGGAGGUAAUUCGGAGAGUUGGUUAGUGUUGAAGUGUUGGUCUGGGGUGUGUACUGUGAGGAUUUUGCACGUGAGGAGGGGCGUGUGUGAGGGGGGUGGCGUUCAGUGGAAAUACUCAGCUCACAACAUGAUUGGAGGAAACAAUAAGGGGGAUACCCAGGAGGUCUGAGGCCUAAUUCCCUGGUUUCUAAAAAGCAAUCCCCAAUCCUCCUGCCUCCUCCUCUAUAGCCGACGGCUUGAGGACUACAAUUCCCAGGAUCCCCCGCUCCUCCACCAACCAGGCAAACGGCUCUCUUUAGUGGGCGGGCCUGGGAGAAAGCUGAUCAGGAAGAGAAGCAGCUUGGCCAAUGGGGGAGCCGGGCCGAAUCGAAACCUACGCUCAUUGCGCCGAGGCUGAUUGGAAUCUUUGGCGCCUUGGUUUCAGUGGUAGAUGCGUGAUUGGCAGAUGCCGCGACCAGUGAAAAGGCAGGAGGCGGAUCCAGGGAGUGUGGGCGGGGACACGUGCUGACUAACGGGCGGUUUGCCCAAUGAAGAGCGGAAGUCGCUGGAGGGGGCCGGGCGAAUUGGCUGGGGGCGGGCCACUGUGGUGGCCGUUGGUGUGCCAUGGCGGAGCCGGUGAGGAAACGGGGCCGGGGGUCCCGGGGCGGCAGUCGAAGGGCUCGGGGAUCCUGCGGCGGCCGGGGCCGGCGUCCUCGCGCCCAGCGGUCUCCAGCCCGGCGCACCCUGGACUCGGUGCUUGUGGACUUGGUCAGCGACAGCGAUGAGGAUGUUCUGGAGGUCGCAACGGCGUCCAGCGCUGCGGACCCGGUGGAGUCCCCGCUCUCGGAGCCCCCCGUGCCGGCCGCGCCCCGGGACGACAGCGACAGUGACAGCGAAGGGGCUGGCGCACAGCCGCCUGGAGCCCCGCGGGCCCCGGUCAGGCGGCGGCGGCGGCUACUGCUGGAUCCUGGGGAGGCGCCGGUAGUUCCAGUGUACUCCGGAAAGGUGAAGAGCAGCCUCCACCUCAUUCCAGAUCGCCUCCUAAAACUCUGUCCCCCAGGGGCUGAGGAAGAGGCGGAUAUGGCAGAUUCUAGCAGUUCACAUGCUGAAGAUCCCCCAUUUCCAGAUUCUCCUUGGAAGAAGAAGCUGAGGAGUAAGAAUGAAGAAGAAAAGAAAAAGAAGGAGUUGCUGGCUCAGGAUACCUCUCCUUUGCCCCCACCUCUGCCAAGGACCAAAAGCAGAAAGCACACUCAGGCACUCCAGAAGUUAAGGGAGGUGAACAAGCGCCUCCAAGAUCUCCGCUCCUGCCUGAGUCCCAAGCAGUGCCAGGGCCAGGACCACCUGAGCCAAGAGGACGAGGUGGUCCUAGUGGAGGGGCCCAUUCUCCCAGAGAGCCCCCGACUCCUCCCGCUCAAAAUCCGGUGCCGGGCUGACCUGGUCAGAUUGCCCGUCAGGAUGUCGGAGCCCCUACAGAGUGUGGUGGACCACAUGGCUGCCCAUCUCGGGGUGUCCCCAAGCAGGAUCCUCUUGCUCUUCGGAGAGACAGAGCUGUCCCCUACUGCUACCCCCAGGACCCUAAAGCUUGGAGUGGCUGACAUCAUUGACUGUGUGGUGCUAGCAAGUUCUCCAGAGGCUGCAGAGACGUCCCAGAUGCUCCAGCUGCGGGUGCAGGGGAAGGAGAAACAUCAGAUGCUGGAAGUCUCGCUGUCUCGAGAUUCUCCUCUUAGGACCCUCAUGUCCCGCUACGAGGAGGCCAUGGGACUCUCCGGCCACAAGCUCUCCUUCUUCUUUGAUGGGACAAAGCUUUCAGGCAAGGAGCUUCCGGCUGAUCUGGGCAUGGAAUCCGGGGACCUCAUUGAGGUCUGGGGCUGAAACCCCACUCCCUGUUUGGAGGCCCAGCUUGCACUUGGGGAGAACAGCUGCCCCUUUUUGGCCCCAUAAGGCCUAGCUGAAGCUGAGGUAGAACUUCUCUUUAAGCUGAAGCAAAAUCAAGGAAUGCUCUUUGACCCCCUUCCCAUUGACCGUGGUUUGAAGCCGUUAGUUAGCUGGUUGGUUGUGUGGUCGUUGUUGCUGCCCUGGGUGCACUGUGGCUCAUCCACGUGUGCUGAGCUCUGCAGCCGCCUGGGACGUGGAGAAUGUAUCCCUCACCCCCGUCCUUUCACCUCCACCAUCACCCUGUCCUUCGUGAAGAUGUCUAUUUUAUGAAACUGCUCAUAUUUAAAGAGUGAGUUAAAAUAAGUAAGUGUUGGGUAUGGGAUUCCAGGCCUGCGAUUUAUACCAUGUUUCGGAGCAGCAGUGGCCUUAAUGUCAUUUGGGGGUUGGGAGUGAAGUUUGCUUGAAGCACAUACACAGGUGUGGUUCCUUGGCUUGCAGAAAAAUAAAGGAUCAAACUCACACACACGUUAGCUUCCGCAGAGGCUGACAGUUGGUUACUCUUUUGAAGGUUGUAGUGGAUUCUCAGGCUUGGCUGUCUUCCUCCUCCCAGGACCCUUUAUAACCACCUACUGAUGCACACAUAUUAUUAAAGGCAUAAUUGAGCACACCGAGCCUUUUGGUUUUGGAUCUCAGGAUUAUAGUCCACUCAAGGCUUCUCUGGUUUUAUGACUUUUUCUGCUUUCUUCACGCCAUCCUCUCCCAUAAGCACCCAUUCUAAUGUGGUGAUUACAUGUCUUUGAAUAUGAAUGUAUCCUUGUAAAACGCGGUGUUGUAUGUGUGAAUAUACUUUUUACAUCUGCAGCCUUGUGCUAGAGAUCUUGCGUUGUAUCCUUUUUCACUCAACAUGUGUUGCUCAUUCUCCGCCUGCUUCAUUGCUUUGAGCUGCUCUCUGGUAUUCCACAGUGGGUGUCAACUGCAUUUUACUCAUGUUUGCUACAUGCUGGACACCUGGGUGCCUCUAGCUCCUCAGCACGUAGACAAGGCCACAACGAACAUCCUUUCAUGUGUCCCCUUCUGUGCUUGUGUGGAAAGUUCUCCAGCAGAGGUACCUAAGAUGGGUUUGAUUACGGGUCAGACAGGUUAAUUUCUCUCUGGUUCUACCAAAGUUUUGUUUAGCUUGGUCACUGACCUUCCCACUUGAGGCUUCCCAUUUCUCCUUAUCCUCACCAGCACCUGUCAUUGCCCAACUUCCUAAUUUUUGGCAGUCUGAUGAGUGUAAAAUGGCACUGUGUUUUCAUGUACAUUCAUCCGAUUUGGGGAAUUUUUCAUAUACCUGUAGCCUUUCUGGUUUCCCUUGCUGUGCACUGCUCAUUUCUCUUUGCUUAUUUUCUCAUGGGAGCCUUCUGUCUUUUUUUGUUUAUUUUCAAGAGUCACUUGUGUAUCUCUGGGUGGUUGCAAAUAAAGAAUAGCACUUGUGUUUGUAUAUCUAGGGGUGCCCUUCACUGAACAGAAGUUCUUAAUUUUAAUGUAAAUGAAUUAACUAUUUUGUCAUAUCAUCUGUUAUGUUUUGAUUUCUUAUUUAAAAGUAGUUAAGAUGUUUUACAUUUUCUUCUGUUAGCUUACUAGUUUUCCCUUUCACAUAUAGAUCACUAAAUAGGGCUGAAGUCCAGCCGGUACAAGCUGGUAUGUGCACUGGCUGGCAUCUCUUCUGCAUGGUCAAACAUUUGUUCUCAUCGGUGGAUGCCAGGCUGUACUGGCUGCUAAAUAUUUUAAACUAUUGGAAAUUCACCUUUGUAUAUGAGAUCCAAGUUUUAUUUUCACCCCAUAAUGAGCCAGUUUUCUCAGUGCUGUCUACUAAUAAAACCAUUUCCCACUGAUAUGUGGUAUAAUUUUGGCAAAAGUUUAUCACCUUCCUAAAAAUUUUUUUGUUGGAAUAUGGCAUUCCUUUGAACUUGUAAUGUGGGAAAAAUACACAUAAUAAACCUUUAUAACAUUUAAAUAAUC